Schistosoma guineensis is the source of this 1515-nucleotide messenger RNA. The record is from the annotation of a GenBank genome assembly. Lineage: Eukaryota; Metazoa; Platyhelminthes; Trematoda; Strigeidida; Schistosomatidae.
AUGAUGAACAAGAUAUAUUGCGCGAAAUUAAAACUCAGGAUUAGUCUAAAUAUGUCAACCCCAAGAACAUAUGAAUCAAUGAAGAAACUGCUUGACUGUGCUAAAUUGGAUAUCUCUUUCACAUCAAACAUAUUUCAGUCAGUGAAAUUUGACUAUCCAUUAUUAUCCGAAGAGUACAAAUUGAUUGAAGUGCCAAAUUGGUUAGCCGAUGAAGUGAUUCAUGAAAGAGGGGACCAAGCUAUAACUUUAAAAGAUGAACAUAAAUCUAAUAAUACAGGGCGUGUAUUUGCUUGCAUAAGUGACAAAACGUUUUCGGUUAUAGAAGCAAAAACGUCUAAUACGCUCCUUUUAGCCUCUAGUUGGUGGUUGCCUUCAUCCGAUGGGCCUAAAGAGAAUUUAGUACUUGUUACACCAAUUCAAGCUGUCAAAAAUAAUUACUUUGAACUUCAGCAAUGUCCAGCUCCGUCUUUAAAACAACUGAGGCUUUUGUUAUCUCCAUCUCUCUACUAUGGUCCUGUUGAUGAUGAAUGUGAUUCAGAGAAUAAAAGCUCUAGUCUGAACUAUUUUGAUCGUGAUACUGUUGAAACCCGACUGCCAUGCAGUAAGCUGGAGCUUAAUGAGGCGUUUCGACGAUUGCAUGUGUGUGAAAUCAAUGGAUAUUUACGAAUGCUUGAUCAUGAAUACAUGACACAGGUAGUUAGAGAUCUUUUUGCCCUUGCUGAUGAAAAUGCAUGGGACUGGCGUAAAUAUGGCUUCCCUUUGCAUGCCUCAAUAGAAGGCUUGGCAAAUCAGCACCUUCCAAAUAUUACCAAGCAAAUUAUGAUGCUAAUUUGUUCUCAGCUAGAAAAUCGAAAAGCAUUUGAUUCUAAAGAUGUAUACGUUUACCCGCGGAAUUCGAAAAUUUGUCAAAUAGUUGGGGAGCAUCUACUAUCAGUUAUUAGCAGCUUUGACCUAAAUGACUUCUUAACACUAUGGAAAGCAUCAGUUCCCAACGGACUGCGACCGAAGCUUCGUCGUCAUUUAACUUGCGCUGGACGUGCAUAUUGUGAAAUAACACCCUUACCUACAAACGGUACAAGCGUAAAACUGGAAGGUAAUGAUAUACGUUCUCGAUUUCGAUGUAUUUCCCUGUUACGGUCUGAGGACUUACCUGAUGAGAGUGUCGAGGCGCGUCUUAAUGCAUUAUUUGAGAGAUGUUCUAUGUGGCCCGAACCAGAAAUAGGUAGUUUCCUAACAGAAUUGUUACCCCCACAACCUCUCAGGAAAAAGUCUUCCUCUAAACACUUAGUCCCAGAAAAAGGAUCUCAAGUAGAUACAUUUUCUGACGUUUCGUAUGCUGAUUCUGAUUCAGACUUCAGUUAUGAAGAUUAUUGUACAGAGUCUACUGAAACUGUUUCAGCACUGGAAGAUGUACCCUUACCAACUCCACCUGCUGUUUGCUCACUUCUAAACAAAUUCUGUCGUGUUAAUAAUAGUUCAGUCGGACGUGUAUUAACUCAACGACAUUCGAAGUAG